UCUCUCUCCACACAUUUCAGAGAGAAGAAGCUCUCACGCAUCACUCUCUCUUAUUAUCUCUCUCUACAGUAGCGAAUGAAUGAAUAAGUGGGUGCUCUCUCUUUUCUCCACUGCAAAAGCAAGCUCUCAAAGUUGUGAUCUUUAACACUAUAAGAAAUCGUCUUACUGCUAAUGGAAUUGGAGAUGAUAACAAUUGGCAUUACUAAUGGAGGGGGCCAAUUAUUGAAGCUUAGGGAUGAGUAAUGGGUCUGUGGUACAAUCUAAUCUGUUUAACAAGUCUUCUUUCUUUCGAUGGCCUCAAAACCUGGUAUGAGAGUUUCCCCAGAGAAGCAAAGGAAACCCCUUGGUAGUCAAACAUCAGAACGUGAUUUUCGCAAGCCUUCAACUUUGGCAAACAACUCUGAGCUGGUUAAUCUGAGAAAGUUACCCAAGUGUGGCCAGCAGGCUGCUUUAGAACAGGUUUCUGUUGCAACCAAGGAUGAUAAAUCUCUGAAUUCUUAUAAAACGGGUUCUGUUGAUUCUUUAGGUGAUAAGUUGGAUUCUGGUUUAUCCUUGGGUGAUCCAAAGCAAGUGCCAACUUAUGUUGGCCCUGAAGUGAGUGAGACAAAGGGCUCAUUGGAAGGUGGUGUUAAACAAGAAAAGAAAACAUCAGAGCAUGGAGUUGGCACAGUUUCUGCUAAAGUCAGUGAUGGGACAGGUAGUCUUGCUAAGACAAGUGGAAGUGCCAAGACUAGUGAUCGAGCUGAUUUUGUUGAGAGUGGGAAGAGCAGCAUUUGUAGAGGUAGCACAAGCAGUGAUGUGAGUGAUGAAAGUACUUGUAGUAGCUUAAGUAGCAGUGUCAAUAAACCUCACAAAGCUAAUGAUGUAAGAUGGGAAGCGAUACAAGCUGUCCGAUCAAAAGACGGCGUUUUGGGUGUGGGCCAUUUUAAACUGCUGAAGAAGUUGGGCUGUGGAGAUAUCGGAAGCGUCUAUCUCUCUGAAUUAAGUGGAACAAAGUGCCAUUUUGCAAUGAAAGUGAUGGACAAAACAUCUCUCGCAAAACGUAAGAAACUACUCCGAGCUCAAACAGAGAGAGAAAUACUACAAUCUCUGGACCACCCCUUCCUUCCAUCGUUAUAUACCCAUUUUGAGACUGACAAGUUCUCAUGUUUGGUGAUGGAGUUCUGUCCCGGAGGUGACCUGCACACGCUUCGGCAAAGACAACCUGGGAAACAUUUUUCUGAGCAGGCAGUAAAGUUCUAUAUAGCGGAGGUUCUCCUUGCUCUGGAAUACCUCCACAUGCUAGGGAUUGUUUAUCGGGACCUUAAGCCAGAAAAUGUUCUUGUGAGGGAAGAUGGACAUAUAAUGCUGUCUGACUUUGAUCUUUCCCUUCGUUGUGCUGUUAGCCCCACAGUAGUCAAGUCAUCAACCCUUGGAUCUGAACCCCUGAAAAAGAACCCAGUUUACUGUGUUCAACCUGCCUGCAUUGAGCCCUCAUGUAUCCAGCCAUCAUGUAUUGCCCCUACAACUUGUUUUUCUCCUCGAUUCUUUUCGAAAUCCAAGAAAGUUCAGAAGCCGAAGAAUGAAACCGGGAACCAAGUUACUCCACUGCCAGAACUUAUUGCGGAGCCAACCAAUGCUCGCUCCAUGUCGUUUGUCGGAACUCAUGAGUACUUGGCUCCUGAAAUUAUCAAAGGUGAAGGGCAUGGCAGUGCUGUUGAUUGGUGGACUUUUGGGAUCUUUCUGUAUGAGCUAUUAUUUGGUAAAACUCCCUUUAAGGGCUCUGAAAACAGGGCUACCCUGUUUAAUGUUGUGGGUCAACCAUUGCGAUUCCCUGAGGCACCGGUUGUAAGUUUUUCAGCUAAGGAUUUGAUAAGGGGCUUGCUGGUGAAAGAGCCACUGCAUCGGUUGGCAUAUAAGCGAGGAGCAACAGAGAUCAAACAACAUCCCUUCUUUCAAGGGGUAAAUUGGGCUUUGAUUCGUUGCGCAAGCCCCCCUGAGAUCCCAAGGCCGGUUGAAAUCGAGAAGAUUCAAGCCCCAGCAUUACCAACGACUGAUAAAGCUACCAAAGCCACCACUGCCACUGCAAUCUCUGAUCAGAAUAAGUAUUUAGAAUUUGAUUUCUUUUAAUUUGCUCUUUGUUUUUUCACUCGAGGGAAAAUGUAGAGUUCCAAAAUGUUGAUGGUGUGAAAAUUAGAAUUCUUAUGCUGUAAUGAUCAAAUAUAUGAUGUUGUAAACAUUUCCAAAUUUGAAUGUUAAUGAUCUCAAUGUUUCAAGCUCA
Messenger RNA from Pistacia vera, 2260 nucleotides. Its product is annotated as serine/threonine-protein kinase D6PK-like. Gene Ontology annotation, molecular function: ATP binding; protein serine/threonine kinase activity. Gene Ontology annotation, biological process: protein phosphorylation. The record is from RefSeq and is a predicted model, not a curated record. Bases 292 to 2109 code for a protein of 605 amino acids. Lineage: Eukaryota; Viridiplantae; Streptophyta; Magnoliopsida; Sapindales; Anacardiaceae. Gene Ontology annotation, cellular component: plasma membrane; cytoplasm; nucleus. The transcript has 3 exons.